Aspergillus aculeatus ATCC 16872 is the source of this 462-nucleotide messenger RNA. RefSeq lists its product as uncharacterized. The coding region runs from base 1 to 462 and encodes 153 amino acids. The record is from RefSeq and is a predicted model, not a curated record. The transcript has a single exon. Lineage: Eukaryota; Fungi; Ascomycota; Eurotiomycetes; Eurotiales; Aspergillaceae.
AUGAGCACCCAGAACCAGCCACUCAACAUCUACCUUGUCGGAGCCCAUUUUACCGGGAAGACAACCCUUGUCGAGGGCCUCCGUACCCACCUAACAGACAGUCUGGUCGCAGAACUGUGUGGGGAGAAUGGAAGCCCCGCGAUCAUUAACGAGCUUGUCCGGGAUAUCAUGCGCACGGACGGCUUCACUGCAAGUGAUGUCAGAAACCCCACUGCGGGGCUGGAGCUGCAGAAAAGCACCAUACUAGCUCAACAUCAAGCGGAAGAAAAGCUAAAAGGCAAAUGGUAUAUUUCAGAUAGAUCAGGAAUCAAUCCUAUUGUGUACGCUGAGGUGUUUCUGGGACGACCAGCGGCUGAGGAGCUGACAAAACUGAAAGAAUGGCGCGUCCUUCGGAAGAAGAUGAAGAAAGCAUGCGUCAUCGUUUGCGAAGCCCCGGAACGUGAGCUGGCUAUCGAGCGAUAA